Molecule: messenger RNA, 3943 nt
Organism: Hemibagrus wyckioides
Lineage: Eukaryota; Metazoa; Chordata; Actinopteri; Siluriformes; Bagridae
Gene: klc1b
Product: kinesin light chain 1b
Exons: 16
Coding region: 284-2182 (632 amino acids)
Biological process (GO): microtubule-based movement
Cellular component (GO): membrane-bounded organelle; kinesin complex; cytoplasm
Molecular function (GO): kinesin binding
Source: RefSeq, a predicted model, not a curated record
AUCCCUGCUGCUCCUAUGGGCUUGACAAGCGAGAAGCGCAGGAUUGGGUACAGGCGAGCUCACAGGGCUCAUAGAGCUAAGAGAAGCUAAUAGCUAAUAGAAUAGAAGCUGUUACAAUUAAAAGUCUCCAUUUCUCGAGAUUAUAAUCAGUGGACUUCACGGCUUCAUGAUUCCUUUCCAACCCAACAUCUGUGUGUGGAAAUAGGUAAAGAGGCGCAGAGGAUUUAGCGCUCAGUCAGGAGGAGGAUAUAUCCAGGGAGAGAGGUUGCCCCUCUUAUAGAAGAUGUCCACCAUGGUGUAUCCUCGUGAAGAGAAGCUGGAGAAGCUAACGCAGGAGGAGAUCAUCUCAAACACUAAGCUGGUGAUCCAAGGCCUGGAGGCACUGAAGAGCGAGCACAACUCUAUCCUGCACAGCCUGUUGGAGACCAUCAAGUGCCUGAAAAAAGAUGAGGAGGCCAACCUCGUACAUGAGAAGUCCAACUUGCUCCGCAAGUCUGUGGAGAUGAUUGAGCUGGGCCUGGGUGAGGCGCAGGUCAUGAUGGCUCUGUCUAAUCACCUUAAUGCUGUGGAGUCAGAGAAGCAGAAGUUGCGGGCUCAGGUGCGGCGUCUGUGCCAAGAGAACCAGUGGCUGCGGGACGAGUUGGCCAACACGCAGCAGAAACUGCAGAAGAGUGAACAGAGUGUUGCCCAGCUGGAGGAAGAGAAGAAGCACCUGGAGUUCAUGAAUCAGCUCAAAAAGUAUGACGAAGAUGUUUCGCCCUCGGAGGAAAAAGAUGGCGAACCACCUAAAGACUCUCUGGAUGAUCUUUUCCCUAAUGAUGAGGAGGAACAUGGCCAAGGAAUGCAGCACCAGCACAACAGUGCAGCCGUAGCAGCAGCGCAGCAGGGAGGAUACGAGAUCCCAGCCCGCCUCCGAACACUCCACAACCUGGUGAUCCAGUACGCCUCUCAGGGUAGAUAUGAGGUGGCAGUGCCGCUGUGCAAACAAGCUCUGGAAGACCUGGAGAAAACCUCAGGUCAUGAUCAUCCCGAUGUGGCCACCAUGCUCAACAUCCUCGCUCUGGUGUACAGGGAUCAGAACAAAUAUAAAGAGGCAGCACACCUGCUCAAUGAUGCUCUGUCCAUCAGGGAGAAGACUCUCGGCAAAGAUCAUCCAGCCGUGGCUGCCACCCUGAAUAAUCUGGCUGUGCUGUAUGGGAAGAGGGGCAAAUAUAAGGAAGCUGAACCACUGUGUAAGAGAGCCUUGGAGAUCAGAGAGAAGGUGCUUGGAAAGGACCACCCAGAUGUGGCUAAGCAGUUGAACAACCUGGCCUUGCUGUGUCAGAACCAGGGCAAAUAUGAGGAGGUGGAGUACUACUACUGCAGAGCUUUGGAGAUCUAUGAGUGCAGGCUGGGCCCUGAUGACCCUAAUGUCGCCAAGACCAAGAACAAUCUGGCUUCAUGCUAUCUCAAACAAGGGAAAUACAAGGAGGCUGAGGUUCUUUACAAAGAGAUUCUCACCCGUGCCCAUGAGAAGGAGUUUGGAUCAGUUGAUGCUCAAAACAAGCCGAUCUGGAUGCAUGCUGAGGAGAGGGAAGAGAGCAAAGGCAAGCACAGAGACAACACUCCAUAUGGAGAGUAUGGUGGUUGGUACAAAGCCUGCAAAGUCAACAGUCCUACUGUGAACACCACUCUGAGGAAUUUGGGUGCUCUCUACCGCCGACAAGGCAAGAUGGAGGCUGCGGAGACCCUGGAGUCUGCCGCGAAAUCCCAAAAGCAGGGGACUGAUCUCAUCAACCAGGGCCGUGUGGCUGAAAUUCUGAAGGACGGUGAUGGAGAUAGAAGGAGGAGCAGGGACAGCAUGUCCAGCGUUAAGUACGAUAGCAGCUCGGAGGCUGGAGAGGAAGUGAGUAUGGGAAUAGAGUGGAGUGGGGAUGGUAGUGGGGCUCUGCAGAGGGGCGGCUCUCUGGGGAGGAUCAGAGACGUGCUGCGUAGAAGCAGUGAAUUGCUGGUGAAGAAACUGCAAGGAAACGGACCUCCAGAGCCACGCUCCACCUCCAAUAUGAAGCGCGCUUCGUCUCUCAACUACCUGAACAGGACGAAUGACGAUCCCUUCCAGGUUUCUCGGAACCCUGGGAUAAAUAGGCUGAAACAGAGCCGUGGCUUGAGCUCCAGUUAUUUGGAUCUGUACAGUGGGAAUUGAGAGAAUGCCUCCACAGCUCCAGCUAUGACUUUACCACACCAUGCCAGACUCAGAUCCUCCACUUUUAAUAAAAGUCACGCCUCAGCUUUCAUUUCUACAGACCGACCCCUGCGAUAGAUCAGUCAUAUAGAUUCAGAUAGAUUGCUCUAUGAAGGAUUGCCCUCUUGUUACAGGUUUUUUUUUUUUUUUUUUUUUUUUUUUUUGGUCUUACUUUCUGUUACCACACUUUCUCAUUGUUACCCUAACAGCUGUGUUACAGGUUAUAUGUGUCUCGGUCUAAUGUGUCUUAACUACUUUCUCAGCCCGGAAACGCAUCCUAGAUGGUGCCAUGGUGUAUUAUUCUCAGAUAGCAAGGUCCAGUAAAGCAUUCUUCCAUAGAUAAUAUGAUUUGAGUCAAAUAGCAGACUUUUAUUAAUGCGUUUUAUAGUUGUAUAAAAUAGAAGUGGAAUUUUUGUUUUUUUUUGGGGGGGGGUACUUGUUUUAUGUAAAAAAAAAAAAAAAAAGUCUUUGUAAAUAAUGUUUGCUUUCGCUUUUUUUCUGGUCUUUUGUGGGAUGAAUGGCUGAAAUGAGAAAAGCCAAAUUUGUAUCAUCAUCAUUGUAUCACGUUGGUCCUGGACUGUUACUCUAUCUACACUUCCAUAUCCUGCGGAGAAGAUAAAGCUCUGAUAAAUGCUGUAUAGCUUAUAGACCUGGGAAUGAGGUGUUAGAUAGCUAUAGAGAGAAAAUAUCCUAAAAUAUUUAAACGAAAACUUAGUUACUGUGAAGUGCAUUGUUACUGUAGGUUAACUAUUAGAAAAGUUUGAGCAAAAGGACAAAAAACAAACCUUGGACCAACAGUGAUGUAUGUAAUGAGGCACUACAUGUCAUUUAAACGCUAGCUAUAUUUUUAAAGGUUAAGGUUAUGGGCUUUGUUACUGUAUACAGAUUUUUUAAAGUGAAAUUUAGUCUCUUAAAGUUAAUAUUCCUGUUACUGUUGGGUUUUACUGUAAGCAUUAUCAAGAUGGUGGAAUGUAUUUUUUUGUUCUAAUCUAUUCUGUUUUAAAGAAAAUCAUUGCACAGGAUUGGAUCUUCUUUUUUUUUUUUUUUUCCUUCUACUGAGUUGUGUUACUGAAACUGGCUGUGUAACAUUUUUUGCUCUGGUGUAAACUGGGCUAACUGGAAAACCAGUGCAUUAUGAUGUGCCAAUUAAAUACGGUUUGAUGAGUGUGAGUGGUACAGGAGUUUCUCAGGUAAUGCCAAAUUUAUAAGGUGUGUAUGGGAUAAAUAUGAAACCCUGCAUGCUGUAAAAGUUUUAAUAUUUCGUAGAAAGAUAUUUGAUCGUCAAUCAUUUUAAAUAUUGAUAUUUCCUUUGAGUUGUGUUUUGUGUAAUAUCGCAGAUUUGUUUAUGCCACAUUUGGCAUAUUUUUUUUUUUUUGGCAUAAGGAACCAAAGUACUUUAGCAAUUUUAAUUCCUCGUGGUGUGUGAGGUGGAUGAUGUGAGAAGGAUGUUACACAAGGCAGUGUGUUUGAAUGUUUUAUAGGAAUGUUUUACAGGUAGUGGGAAGGGUGAUAGGGAAAAAUGUCAAUAUGGAUUUUUAAAGAGGGCUCUGCAUGACUUCAGCUGAAUGGCUUCUCUGUAAAAUGCUUUCCUUUUGAACUCUACAGGUGUUGGGUACGAUAGCCAUAGAAGCCCUGCUGUUGGGUAUAACUGUCAUCUUGGAUGAUUUAUACCCUUAUAUUUUUGUGAUGCAAGAGAUGUGAUAAAUAAAUUGGUCAACCUUC